AUGCCGUGCGACAGCCAAGCGUCCCAGCACUUUUUCCACAAAUAUCACCCAUCUUUCCAGGGUCAAGCGCCCGAGCUGGCGACAAAACGCACAGGCUUUGGGCUCCGUCAACGCUCUCCUAGUGUGGACGACCCCCAGGCAGACAGGUUGAUUGCUAAUGGUUUCUAUGUGACAUGGGGAGCGUCUGAGGGGGCUGUGAUCACUCCUGGCCAGUCUCUGCCUCCUCAUGGCAAACAACUGGGACGCCUGGACUCUACUGAUUUAAAACAAGUUAUACAGAAGGGAGUCGUGCUGUACAGUCGAGAUAACAGGGAGCUGGAUCUUCUCCUGUUCUGGGAAGUGUGCGACUUUGUGUCCAGGGUAGAUCGGGUCCUAAGCAGACCUGGUGGGUCUCUGCUUUUGGCAGGGCGCAGCGGAGUGGGUCGGCACACAGCCACAUGCCUAGUGUCACACAUGCACGGAUACACGUUGUUUACUCCAAAAAUCUCCCGUGGUUACACCCUGAAGCAUUUCAACAGUGAUCUCAAGACGGUGAUGCAGCUGGCAGGUCUGGAGGGCCAACAGGUGGUUUUACUAUUAGAGGACUAUCAGUUUGUCCACCCAGCUUUCUUAGAGAUGGUGAACAGCCUGCUGUCAUCAGGUGAAGUUCCAGGUCUAUAUACCCCUGAGGAACUGGAGCCACUCCUCUCGUCACUGAAAGAUGGUGCUUCCCAGGAUGGAUUCACCGGACCUCUCUACAACUAUUUCUCUCACAGAAUCCAGCAGAACCUCCACAUUGUUCUGAUCAUGGACUCCUCCAACCCUAACUUCACCAUCAACUGUGAGAGCAACCCAGCUUUUUACCGCAAGUGCUCUGUCCAGUGGAUGGAAGGAUGGUCUGAAAGCAGCAUGAAAAAGAUACCUGAGCUGUUGUUGGCAAAAACUGAGCAGGGAGGGGAGGAGACCGAAAGAGAAAAGGGCAGCAAGAGGAAAAGCUCAGGAGGGUCUGGGCAGGGGGAUCUGUGCCGAUUGUUCUUGAUGGUCCAUGAGUCAUGCCGCGAACACGGUGCAACACCGAGCAAGUACAUGGCCUUUCUGCAUGUUUACACCGCAUUAUACAGUCGGAAGCAAAAGCAGCUUACUACAAGACAGCAGCAUCUGCAGGCAGGCGUUUCUAAGCUGAAUGAAGCUAAAACAUUGGUUGAUGAACUAAAGAGGCGGGCUGCAGAGCAGAGCGAACUGCUGAGGACUAAACAACAGGAGGCAGAUUCUGCCCUGCAGGAAAUCACAACCUCCAUGCAGAAUGCCAGUGACCAGAAGGCAGAGAUGGAAAAAUUGAAAGGGAAAAUGGCUCAAGAAGUGUCCAAAAUUGAAGAGAGAAAAGCCAAAAUCGACGACGAGCUGAAAGAAGUACAGCCUUUGGUAGAUGAAGCAAAGCGUGCAGUUGGAAACAUCAAGCCUGAAGCGCUGUCUGAGAUCCGCUCCCUCCGCAUGCCUCCCGAUGUCAUCAGAGACAUCCUGGAGGGGGUACUGAGGCUGAUGGGCAUCUUUGACACCUCCUGGGUCAGCAUGAAGAGCUUUCUAGCUAAACGUGGUGUGAGGGAGGACAUAGCUACAUUUGAAGCCAGGAACAUCACUCCUGAGAUUCGCCAGAGUGUGGAAGAGCUACUCAACAGGAACAGGGCUUCUUUCGACCCUAAGAAUGCAAAGCGUGCAAGUGCAGCAGCUGCUCCUCUGGCUGCCUGGGUCAAAGCCAAUGUCCAAUACUCCCGCGUCCUAGAGAGGAUAGAGCCACUGGAAAGAGAACAGGCUGGACUUUUGGAAAACCUGAGGAAGACUGAGAGUAGGAAGAAUAAACUAGAAGACCAGCUCAGCACUGUUGGAGCCAAAGUCAAUGAGUUGAAAGAGAAGUUUCAGUGUCACACUGCAGAGGCAGCUAAGUUGGAGGCCGAUGUGUCAAAAGCUCAGGACACGAUCACUGCUGCCCAGCAGCUUAUAUCACAACUGGACGGAGAACACACACGCUGGAAUGCACAGAUGUCCGAGAUAAAGAAUGAGUUGGAUACGCUCCCUGUUAGAGCCUUGCUUGCGGCAGCCUUCAUCACCUACCUGUCUGCAGCUUCGGAAGACCGUAGACGACAGUGUCUGGACUCGUGGAUGGCUCACUCUGGACUACAGAAGUUUGACUUGCGAUCAUUCCUGUGCUCGGAGAGUGAACAGUUGAUCUGGAAGAGUCAAGGGCUGCCAUCAGAUGAUCUCUCAAUGGAGAAUGCACUGGUUAUACUGCAGAUCAAUGCACUCAAGUUGAAGAGUGUUGCGUGUCCAUUCCUGAUCGACCCAUCAUCCCGAGCUACAGAGUGGCUAUGUACACAUCUCAAACAGCACAGAUUAGAGGUUAUCAACCAGCAGGAUAAUAACUUCAUGACAUCCCUAGAGCUGGCAGUCAGAUUUGGAAAAACCCUUAUCAUCCAAGAGAUGGAUGGAGUUGAACCUGUGCUCUAUCCGCUGCUGAGGAGAGACCUAAUAGCACAGGGUCCUAGAUAUGUGGUCCAGAUAGGAGACAAGGUUAUUGAUUACAAUGAGGACUUCCGUCUCUUCCUGGCAACACGGAAUCCCAGUCCCUUCAUCCCUCCUGAUGCCGUCUCAGUGGUUACUGAGGUCAACUUCACAACAACUAGGGCAGGCUUGCGGGGACAGUUGCUAGCCUUGACCAUCCAGCAAGAAAAGCCAGAGCUGGAGACUGAGAAAACAAGGCUACUACAACAAGAGGAAGACAAGAAGAUACAGCUGGCUCAGCUGGAAGAAUCAUUAUUGGAGACCUUGGCUACAGCUCAGGGGAAUAUUCUGGAGAACAGGGAGCUAAUAGACAGCCUAAACCAGACCAAAGCAAGCAGCGCCCUAAUCCAGGAGUCACUACUGGAAUCACAUAGGCUGCAGGCUUCCUUGGACCAGGAACGGGAUGCCUACCUGCCUCUUGCAGAGAGUGCUAGCAAGAUGUAUUUUGUUAUCACAGACCUGUCAAAGAUCAACAACAUGUACCGCUUCAGCCUCGCCUCUUUUCUGCGCCUCUUCCAAAGAGCUCUUCAGGCCAAGAAGGAAGAAGAGAAUACUGAUGCCAGGAUUGCGGCAUUAGGAGCCAACUUGAAGAAUAUGGUUUAUGAGUAUGUCUGUCGGUCUCUUUUCAAGGCUGACCAGUUGAUGUUUGCUAUACACUUUGUGAAAGGCAUGUACCCCGAACUCUUCCUCGAGAACGAAUGGGAUGUCUUUACUGGGUCCAUCGUAGGAGAAAUGUUUAAGAAAGAGGAGUUCCCUUCUUGGAUUGAUCAGGAGAGGCACGGAGCAGUGGCCAUUUUAAAAGCUACGUUCCCGGCUCUCUACCAGACCCUCUGUUUAAGUGACUCAGACCUUUGGCUGUCCUUCUUGCAGAGCUCGCACUGUGAACAAGAAAUCCCAUCUUCCAUUGCCAAGAAGAUUACUCCCUUCCAACAGCUGUUAUUGGUUCAGGCUGUCAGACCAGACCGGCUGCAGAGUGCCAUGACUUGUUUUGCAUCUCAAACCCUAGCUAUGAAAGAGCUCUCACCCCCUCCUCUGAAUCUGCGGCGUCUCUACACCGAGACAAUGGAAUGGGAGCCAGUGUUGAUCAUCAUCUCUCCAGGGGCAGACCCUUCCCAGGAGCUCGCAGAACUAGCAGCCGAAACUGUUGGCAGGGACAAUUAUCAUGAGAUCUCCAUGGGUCAGGGGCAGGCUGAUGUAGCCUUAGCUACACUCAGAGAAUGCUCCCGAAAUGGAGACUGGCUUUGCCUGAAAAACCUUCACCUUGUCACCGCAUGGCUUCCCCUCCUGGAAAAAGAGCUAAAUGUGCUACGGCCCAAAGCAGGCUUCCGUCUUUGGCUGACAGCAGAAGUUCACCCCAGAUUUCCCCCCAUUCUGCUGCAGUCCAGCCUUAAGAUCACUUAUGAGGAUCCUCCUGGAUUAAAGAAGAAUUUGCUGAGGACAUAUGAGUCCUGGACUCCAGAGCAGAUCAGUAAAGGAGGUAUUCUGGCCAGAGCCCAGUCUCUUUUCUGUCUGGGUUGGUUCCAUGCCGUCUGUCAAGAGAGACGAAACUACAUCCCACAGGGCUGGACAAAGUUCUAUGAGUUUUCCUUGUCAGACCUUCGUGCUGGCUUUGAGAUUAUCGACAGGCUUUUUGAAGGUGGUAAACAAUUUCAGUGGGAGUUUGUCCAUGGUCUGUUGGAGAAUGCUAUCUAUGGGGGACGUAUUGACAACCCGUCUGACCUCCGCAUCUUGCGCUCCUACCUUGAGCAGUUCUUUUCCGCACGUCUCCUUUCAUCCUCCCACUCUGCUGGACAGAGAAAAAGCAGAGGAGGAUUCUUUCCACCUCAGAUAAGCCUCCCAAACUCUUGUGCCAUAUUGGACUACCGCAGAGUAAUAGAGAAUCUCCCAGAGGAUGACAGGCCAGCAUUCUUUGGUCUGCCUGCCAACAUAGCGAGAUCCUCCCAGAGAAUCGUCAGCUCCCAGGUAAUUUCUCAACUGCGCAUCCUGAGUCGCUCAGUCGCAACAGGUUCAAAGUUUGACAGGGAGCUCUGGUCAAAUGGACUGUCACCUAUCCUGAACUUAUGGAAGAAACUCAACCAGGGCUCUACACUAAUCCACCAGAAGGUGGACCCACCUACAGAGAGUCAGAAAUCACCAGUCCUUUCAUUCAUUUCUCUGGAACAGUUCAAUGCCAUCCGCUUGGUCCAGAGUAUACACCAGUCUCUGGCCGCACUGAGCAAGGUCAUCCGAGGGACUCAACUGUUAACUCCAGAAGUCCAGAAACUGGCCACUGCCCUACUAAAUCAAGAGUGUCCUUUAACAUGGCAGAAUAAAUGGGAGGGACCAGAGGAGCCAAUGCAGUACCUCAGAGCAGUCGUAACACGGGCCCUCGCCAUACAGAGUUGGGUGGAACAUGCAAAUAGACAGGCACUCCUGUCAGACAUCCUAGAUCUAUCUGAGCUAUUUCACCCUGAUACCUUUCUUAAUGCUUUGAGACAGGAAACUGCCAGGACCAUGUCCUGUUCUAUGGAUAGUUUGGUGUUUGUUUCGUCAUGGAGGAGUCCAAUUGCACAAGCAAAACUACAAGUAAAGAUUGGAGGUCUCCAGUUGGAGGGUUGCAGUUUUGAUGGUGUCCAUCUUUGUGAGAACCAGCAUGAUUCUCCCAGCGUGUCAGCUGUCCCUACGUGCUACAUGGCCUGGGUUCCACAGAACUCUGUUGCUGCCUGCACUGCAGCAGAGGAGAGUAUCUGUCUGCCUCUCUAUACCAGCUCUGAGAGGGUGAAGGUGGUCACGCACAUCUCUCUGCCCUGUGGAGCGAACCCCAACCAGUGGAUACAGUGUGGAGCUGCUCUUUUUCUCAAACAGCAGUAAGAGGACGGGAUCUGGUUGUGGCGAGAGUCACAGAGAGAAAAAGGAUUUUCUGUGCUCAGUAUCUGACCAGGGCAACAAAUAAACCAGAUGGAUUGUUAGCA
Molecule: messenger RNA, 5486 nt
Organism: Maylandia zebra (zebra mbuna)
Lineage: Eukaryota; Metazoa; Chordata; Actinopteri; Cichliformes; Cichlidae
Source: RefSeq, a predicted model, not a curated record